GUUCGAACAUCACUGAAGAGCCGUCCACUUGAUUGAUUGGGGAUUCAAUCUAUCUAGUGUCAGAGACGCACAGCAUCUCAUUGUUAUCGCCCGCCCUGAAUCUCGUUCCGCGCGCAAUGGAUGGUGCUCAAUGGACCAGCCAGAGGGGACCCGCGUUCAUCGGCGUCGCACCGAGUAUGGCAAGCGAUCGAAGCAAGGGUGCCGGACAUGUAUUACUAAGAAAGUAAAGUGUGAUGAGCAACACCCACGAUGCAAGCGCUGUAUCCGCCUUGAUUUACACUGUGAAUGGACGGAACAGGUACCUUCGCUCACUCUCAGAAGACGCGGAUGGGGACCCAUCAAGGCGCGAGAUAGCUGGACACCUAAGUCAAUCACACCGAAGCCUGCCGCUUGCGGGAGCAAGAAACUGGAGGAAUGUGAUGCCGACAUUCUCUCAGACAGUCCGAACGAUUUGCAAGACACCGUCAUGUAUGAAGAAGAUCGCAAGACGCGAUCAGCCAGCCCAAAUACAGACCGACUGUUGAAACGGACCCGUGCUCAGGAUCUACGGGAAAUGAGGGUUGAGAAAGAGCCCUGGCUUAUGGAGGCAGACGAUGACGCCCUGGCUUCUAACUUAAGCGUGGACAGGUCUACGCACGCCAAUAUGGAUUCAGAUCUGCCUUUGACAGGACAUCAAGAACCAGACAACCACAAACGAAGUAUCAUGACUGUUCCCUUGCUUUCAGACGCUUUGCUUCAGUCUAAUUUAUUGACGGUGGCGACGUCUAUGUUAUUCGCUGGUGUGCCAUCUGUUAUGGUCAGCGGCAGCGACUAUCAAGCAGUCGAAUUUCAUCGUGUAAUCUUCGCGCCAUUGAAGUCAACUCGCAGUGCAGCCGUGUCUGCACAUUCCAUCUUCCUUGAUCGCGCUCUUAGCAACACUAUGGCAUUGCACUUCCUGCUUGCUGUUUCACACAGCGAACUUGCAAUCCACCGGGGCCAUGGCAUGCAAACGCCGCCGGAAUCAUGGCUCCACUUCAACCGCGGGUCACAGCUUCUUUUUGAUGCCGGCAAUGUGGUGUCACAGUCUGAUCACGUCGGAGUCUUACUUUCGUUCCUGUAUAUGUAUAUGUUUUGGAUGCGGCGCGACCCCUUCAACAACUCAAUGUUGCGAGAGCUUAGCCGAGCAGUCCUCCUUCACGUCGAAACCUACGCCUUAGAUGACCUUUGUGCGAACGCUGACCUUGGCGAACCCGAAGCGUCGUCAUGGACAGACAAAGUUUUGCUGUCUCGUAUCCUAACUUACUUGUACGACCGAGACGGUUUCUGCUGUUUUUUUGGUUGCGGCGGAGCUUUCGCAGGCUAUGUAAACGUGCAUCAUGAGAAACGAGCACGUAUGUGGCGGUUGUCGCAGACGGGAUUUUCAGCUUCGGCAAGAAACAACUCCACAGCCAUGUCUUCUGGACAGCCGACCAUUUCGCAGAAUGCGAAGGUCACCGAUGUAUAUUUCCAAUUGAUCGCUAUCCAUCAUGAUAUCAAUCGGUACAGUCAGAACAUGGAAGCACAAGAUAUGGGACAGGAGACAAGAAUCAAACACGAACUACAGCGAAUGGAACUGGAACAACGUUGGUUGGUUGAAAUGGUCGAAGACUGUAGGGCACAAACAACACCACCGUCUCUCAUGGCGCUCGUGACUGUGACGUUCUACUAUGCACUGCAGAUAUACUUCCACCGUAGUCGAAAUUCUGCUUUUGGAGAGCUCCCGAUACCUGCUAAGGUGCAGAUUGCUCUGUCUCAACUAGUGGCAACUGCGUAUUACACUGUGGCAACUGGCCCAGUUCAGCUUCUGGAGCGCUUUCAGUGGGCAUUGCUGAUAGCAGGGACCGAGACCCGCGAUCCUAUUCAUCGGGAGUGGAUAUCUAGGACCAUAGCCGACCCCGGUAUGAAAAGCGCCCUGCAACUGAUUUUAGACGCCAAGAAAAGUUACUGCAUCUCAAUGCGGGCGAUCCGACAACUUGUAUCUGGGGUAAGCCACCCUAGCUGAACUCCACAACUAGGGAUGAUAGGCGGGCUUUCCAGUCACAAUGGCUGGAACGUGAACCUACUGGCCGUGCUCGUCGAUUAAACCGACCAAUGACAGACGAGGGCAUGGUUAGUCUGAGUCGAGACCAUCUUUGUGGGUCUGAUAGGGAGUCGGCAUUCGGAUGGGUCGCCAGCUCUCCUUAU
Molecule: messenger RNA, 2202 nt
Organism: Truncatella angustata
Lineage: Eukaryota; Fungi; Ascomycota; Sordariomycetes; Amphisphaeriales; Sporocadaceae
Exons: 3
Coding region: 131-2020 (629 amino acids)
Biological process (GO): regulation of transcription by RNA polymerase II
Molecular function (GO): zinc ion binding; DNA-binding transcription factor activity, RNA polymerase II-specific
Source: RefSeq, a predicted model, not a curated record